CCUUCAAGCUUUGGAGUAAGGAAUCCGCCACGUUACGUCGCCGGAUUGCCGUUACUUUGAGGCGUACCAAAGAAUGGGAAUUUUGAUGCACCCGAAGUAGUACUCAUUGUAGUACUGACUCUGUGUAAUUUCUCAUAUGAUAGUAUCGUUGCCCUUGACAGCAAACUGGCAAUCUAUAUUCAUAAAUUUAUUUUCCUCUCUUUAAUCUUUUUUUCUCGUAUAUCUUGUUCAAUCAUCGCCAGUCUUAUUAUUCGGGGCAUUGGCAGACAGCUCUUCAGCAAUUCUUCUUCUUCUACUUCUUUUAUAGUGAGCAACAUACCUACAUCAACAAUCAUUUUUUCAUUUAUUUUCUUGUGUCAUUAAUUACAGUCAUUCCUCAGUCACGCGUCUUCCAAUAUCCUGCAUAUUCAUCGUUUCAGAAAAGCGCGUCUGCCUUACAUUUUCAUACCCGUUCUCAAUCUACGGUAUAACAUCACGAGGACAUUCAAUUAUCAACAUAACAAUUACUUAUCGUUAGACAUCACAAGAUAUAUAUAUUUAUACGCACAUACUUUCAUCUCAAUCUCAAUUCAAUCAUUUAUCAACAUGUCCUGCAUACAACUCAAAGCUACACUCUUAAAGCUCAGCAAUAAAUGUGCUGAAACCCUUGGAUUAAAAUCAAAAACUCCCAAAGCUUUAUCUAUAAGUGCACCAUUCAAUUUUCAAGAAGGCCCAGCAGUCAAUCUCCCCGGUUAUUCCGAGGAUGAGAUAUCACUCAUGAAAGAGAAAGCUAUUGCGUCAACAGCCGUCGUUUCAGAUAAUCACUAUGCGAACUUGAAUCGAUGUUACGAUUCAGAUAUCUCGGAAUCACAUUCGAGGACGGGAUCUCAUGGGUGUGGGGUUGGGAGGAGUGUGGUUCAUCAUGCGAGGAGAGCUAGUAGAGGGUGUAUGUAUGGGAAUUGAGAUGGAUGGGUGGUGAUACAGGUUGAUUGGGUGGCUGGGGUUACUUGUAUGAUUAUGGAUUGGUGUACGAUAGGUAUUGGGUGGGUGGGAUGGUUACGGUUGCUGAUU
Messenger RNA from Botrytis sinoallii, 1050 nucleotides. RefSeq lists its product as uncharacterized. The transcript has 3 exons. The record is from RefSeq and is a predicted model, not a curated record. The coding region runs from base 586 to 942 and encodes 118 amino acids. Lineage: Eukaryota; Fungi; Ascomycota; Leotiomycetes; Helotiales; Sclerotiniaceae.